UUUUUUUUAAAUUGACGUACAGUUUUUGAAGCGAGCUGUUUUCACUCGGUGAUUAGGGCAUCGGAGUAAAAAAACCAAACAAGCGCGUUGUGCAAGAAGAGCCUGCAUCAUAUACAUUAGAGUCCAGAUGGAGGUGAAGUGGUGGAUGAGAAGAUGUCGGUCAUGAUCGAGGAGACUGUUCAGAUGACCGGGAUUUGACAAUCUGACACAACUGACACUUGUGUGUGUGUGUUUUUUUUUCACUGUCGGAUGACAGCGACGAUCGAUCGGACUGUGGGAUCAGAUUCAGUGUCUAUAAAGUCAGGGAUGAGAGCACUGUGUUGAAUUCAGCAACAAGGUCAAGUCUGAGUUUGUUCAUUUGAUUCGUUGUGAAUGCGUAAUAAGGCUUAGAGCCCCACUACGGUGUGCUCAGACCACUUGUUGAAAUUUCGGAAAAGUUUACAAUUGCCAGUGCACGAAAACAAAAACAAACUUUUCGUGUGUUUUUGCUAGUUUGGGGUCGAUAUACUGCUGUCUCGGUGGCUACAAUCCUUGGAGUUACUUGCGUAAUAACUUCGACAUCUACAAGAAGGAAGGAGUCGAAUUGUGAUCAUUGACUACUGCCUCGGCGCGGGUUGUGUUAGCUUCGCGGGGCUUCGGGCACUUUUCGGUGUUGGCUAGCUGGCUAGCAAGAAAGCUAGCUGAAUAGUUAAAAAGAGUUAAGCAAAAGCAUUUGAUUCCACAGACAAUUUUGUCCCAGACACGCUGAUCUGACUAGAAUUUUAAGCGGAAUUGCCCAUUUGUAGUUGUCAAGUUGAACUAAAUGUAGUUAGCUGGCUGUUAGCUAACUAGCUAAGGCUUAGCUUGCGAGCUCGAAAAGUUGCUAUUGAGCCAAGCUUAGAGAAAAUACUUGCUUUAUUAUUGCUACCCAUUUAGGGCCCAAUUAUAAAUAUCCGCUUUCUAGGUGUAUAUCUGAAAAUAAUAUUGAUAGCCGAAGUGGAGGAAAUGAUGCAGAUAGGAGCUAGCGUUAGCUACCAAGCUAUGGUUGUGUAGCUAGCGCGGCUAAACCGGCUAACGAAUCCUGGCAGUGGGUAAAAAAAAGUUUUAUAUCGAUAACAAUAUACUGAUACCAUAUUCCUUGCUUUCACACGUCUAGACUAAUUUUUGUACGAGGAUAAUACUGUCUUUUUUUAGUUUACACCAGUUAACAAGGUUUUUCCCCGACUUGCGGACUGCAGUUUGACAGCUGACGUCUCCGACUUUCCAACUUGUUUCUCCCCUCAAAAAAAAUGAUUUGCAUCUCGAGCCUACUGGAAUGUCAACCAUGAGAGGGCAUUUGAAACAUAUCUGAGAUUUAACUGCAAGCACAUAACCAGUGGACAUUUUGUUUUUGCUGUGUAGUCAGUCUCUAAACUCUUGCGGCCCUCAUCAUGUCCGGAUCCCCGGGCUCGAGUAGCUCCUCUAACCCGAGGAAGUUCAGCGAGAAGAUCGCGCUGCACAACCAGAAACAAGCGGAGGAGACGCGGGCCUUCGAGCAACUUAUGACGGACCUCACCGUCUCAAGGGUGCAGUUUCAGAAACUCCAGCAGCUCCGUUUGUCGCAGAACCGUGCCCAGUACUACGGUGGUUCCCUGCCCAACGUCAACCAGAUUGGCAAUGCCAGCACUGAUUUCCAGGGCACAUUUCCCUCUGGGCUCGACUCUGUGAGAGGCACCAGGCACCACGGUCUGGUAGAGAGAGCGGUCCAAAGAGACCGCAACCGCAUCAAUUCACCACACCGCAGACCUAUCGACAAGCAUGGACGGCAGGCAGAGAGUUCUCCUUAUGGAACCGUGUACCUGUCGCCUCCCCCAGACAACAGCUGGAGAAGGGAACAGCAGCCAUGGACCGAAGAGAAACGGCCUGGGUUUAGAUUAAUAUCACAGCUCAACAGAACCAACUCCGAUUCAGCUCUGCAUACGAGUGCGAUGAACCCGCAGGAUCCAUUGAGCGGGAACCAGCAGGCUGGCAGAGGGCCGCCCCAGCGCAACGCCAGUAUGAAUGAAGCGGAGGUGGAUGGCACAGGAGAUGUUUUCUCUUUCCCUGCUGUUCCUAAUGAGGAGAGUCUUAUAGGUGUGAGUAAGCCCUUGCCCAGGCAGCUGUGGGAGGCCAAAAAGGUGCAGUCCCUUUCAUCACGGCCCAAAUCUUGUGAAGUUCCCGGUAUCAAUAUAUUCCCAUCUCCGGAGCAAAACGUCGGUCUAUCUCACUAUCAGGGCACGUUAAAUACAGGCGGAUCUCUACCGGACCUCAGCAACCUGCACUUCCCCUCUCCUCUCCCCACCCCGCUUGACCCUGAGGAGGGGGGCUAUCCUAACCUUAGUGGAGGCAGCAGCACAGGAAACCUGCCUGCUGCCAUGAUGCACCUUGGAAUUGGAAAUUCUCCAGGUUUGUCAUCCUCUCUGAGCAACCCCUCAAUCCAGGCAUCACUCAACAACUCCCAGCUGCCCUCGUCUCUGAGCAAUCCCUCCAUCCAUUCUUCUCUGCGGCUUUCUUCGCUCUCCAGCCCUCCCACAGGGGGCAUGGCCACCUCGCCCAGGAGACGACCAGCUCCCAUCAGCCCCCUCACCCUUUCUCCUGGCUCUGAGCAGCGCCGCAGCCUGGGGAAGCAGCUCUCACCCACCAUGUCACCCUCCCUGUCUCCAAUCACACAGGGGGUCCCCUUGGACACCAGUAACCUGCCAAUGGAGCCUCCUCCUCCCUAUCCCCUCUAUCAGCAAUCUCAGCAGAGUUUGCAGCAGCAGUCGACCCAGUCCCAUCCAGCCAACCUCCAACAGCGCCAGCCUCAGGGACAGCAGCAGCCUGUUUCCCCUUUGCAGAAUGUUGCCCUGGACUUCAACUCCAGUGCUCCAAACAGCAUGGGUGUAUUCUUCAACGAUCCGUUCCUGGAGCCGCAGUACUCUGCUCGCCAGUCCAAGUGUUCAUCCUACCAGGACCAGUACAAUAUGCUGGAGCAUGCCAUGAGCUCCAUGGCCGGAGGAUUUGACCCCUCCUCUAACCUUUACUGCUCCCAAGCUUCGCUCAUGGGCCUGACCGGUAGCCAUGGCAACCUGCAUGACCCCUUGCAGAUGAAGGCUAACAUGCUGUACUCGAACUGUGGAGGUGCAGUGCCCAAUAUCAUACUCACAGACGAAUCAAGUCCUAGCCUGUCUAAGGAUAUCAGCAGCGUGUUGUCCUCCGUGCCCGAGUGUUUCGAUUCGGAAGGGGUCUUCCCCCUGGAGGACGAGCUCCGCAUUGAACCUCUCAGCCUGGAUGGACUGAGCAUGCUCAGUGACCCCAACAUGGUUCUGCCAGACCCUUCGGUGGAGGACAGCUUCCGCAGUGACAGACUCUGAGGAGCUGCAUGUGUGCAUGCAUAUUCAUUCUCUCUCUCUUUUCUAACACACAAACAAACUUGCUCAAGACAGGAUGCUGCAUAAAAUUGCACCAGCAGAACCCAAUCCUGCUUUACACACACACACACACACACACACACA
Hemibagrus wyckioides is the source of this 3491-nucleotide messenger RNA. RefSeq names its product CREB regulated transcription coactivator 3 (gene crtc3). The transcript has 15 exons. The record is from RefSeq and is a predicted model, not a curated record. NCBI's taxonomy places the organism in Eukaryota, Metazoa, Chordata, Actinopteri, Siluriformes, Bagridae. The coding region runs from base 1410 to 3350 and encodes 646 amino acids. Gene Ontology annotation, biological process: protein homotetramerization; positive regulation of transcription by RNA polymerase II. Gene Ontology annotation, molecular function: cAMP response element binding protein binding. Gene Ontology annotation, cellular component: cytoplasm; nucleus.